Ostertagia ostertagi is the source of this 462-nucleotide messenger RNA. The record is from the annotation of a GenBank genome assembly. Lineage: Eukaryota; Metazoa; Nematoda; Chromadorea; Rhabditida; Trichostrongylidae.
AUGCCCCCGACACAUAGUGGACCUGGUGCAGUGCCGCACAGCCUACCGCCUCAUCAUUCUGUGUCUCACCAACCCCACAGCCAACAGGCACCUCCACCGGGACCACCACCAAAUGUUGGUCGACAGUGGGGUGGCCCUCCAACACAAGCAGCUGCUCCUCCUCCACAGUACGAAGAAUCGGGCGAAAAUUCAUAUGACACCUGGAGACAACAACAAGGUCCGCCCAGACAGCAAGGUGAUGGAUAUUAUGGAAGCAACAACCAGGACUACGAUAGGGGCAGGGACAGCAGAGAGGGCAGAGAUGGCAGGAAAUGGUGGCGGACCUAUAAGAGGCGGUUCAAGAGGGCGAGGAAGGGGACGUGGGCGUCCGUAUUAAUUACCUUACAAGCAACUGUUUACUGGUUGUUCAGCAUUUCAUUAGUAUACAAUGAUUCUGAGUUGUUUUGUUUGAUGUGUGGUUGA